Lytechinus variegatus (green sea urchin) is the source of this 3022-nucleotide messenger RNA. RefSeq names its product general transcription factor 3C polypeptide 5-like. Gene Ontology annotation, cellular component: transcription factor TFIIIC complex. Gene Ontology annotation, biological process: transcription initiation at RNA polymerase III promoter. The transcript is spliced from 7 exons. NCBI's taxonomy places the organism in Eukaryota, Metazoa, Echinodermata, Echinoidea, Temnopleuroida, Toxopneustidae. The record is from RefSeq and is a predicted model, not a curated record. Bases 34 to 1725 code for a protein of 563 amino acids.
CCAUACCGUGGAUUUACUAGGGAAUUCGCGAAAAUGGACAAGCUUGAUGAAAGUUCUACAAGAGGAACUACAAUUGAAACACCGUUAAAUUCGAAAGAGUUAAUUGGUGUGAAUUAUCCUGGUUUUAUAAAGAACCCUGAAAAGAUGCUUGAAACACUCGGUGGAGAAGCAAAACUGACAAAGGCUUUCAAUGAUGAUCAUGCCCCUUUGUCUCUGAAGUUCCAGCCUGACAAUCCUUACUGUAAACCAGCACGGGGUGUGGCCACCAGGUCAACCUCCCUGCUAGUGAAGGUCAAACGCCGAUAUAGAAGGACUAGAGAUGGCGAUGAUGAGGCUAUUCCAGGAAGUGAGGAGUACUCUUCAGAGGUCCUGGGUGUGAUUGGACAAAGAUAUGAAUUCCCAUACCUUUGUGACUUUCAAUAUCUACCGUACGAGGGCAAGCCGGGUGGAGAAGCGUCAAGCCUGAUAGAAAAGGUACUGCCUUCUGCUGGUGAGGAUAUCAGCUACGUAGACAAAGACGCUCCCUCCUUCAUGCUUCCGGAGAUCUUCUCAAAGUUUGACAAGCCCAUUGAGUACAACUACAAGGUGGGCCAACAGCUUCGGACUGUUCGAGAACAGCAGGAGAUGCCCGACUUUGGAGCCAAACUUAUCCAGCACGGAAGGAACAAGAGGAACAACUUUGCCCAUGUGGUAUCCACCAUGGCUGAUUUUGAGGUUCCAAUGGCACCCCAUCCAGUUGCUGUGGACAAUCUGGAAUCUCAGAAACCAGGAGCAGCUACUGAGGAAAUUAGGAAGCUCUUUGAAAAGCGCCCCCUUUGGUCACGUAAUGCACUGAAAUGUAACACUGAGGUCUCAUCCAUCCUUAUCAAGGGUAUCUUAUGCGUGGUAGCUUACUAUUUCCAACAAGGACCUUGGAGAGGGCUUUGGUGUCGUAUGGGGUACGACCCCAGGGAACAUCCGGAGUCUAAGAACUACCAGCUACUCGAUUUCAGGAUAAGAAAAGAACUCACAGACAAGAGUGUGAAGUUGAUGCUGAAGAAGAAGCGGAUGAUAUUACACCCUCACCAAACCUUGAAAAAUAAACGGGUUAUACCAGCACCCCUACUGUCUGGCAGUGCCGAACCAGCGGGAUGUAACAGGGAAUCCUUUGAUUCCUACUACAUCAUGAGGCGUGGCAUCCUACCAGCAUACCAUCAGAUGUUCUACCAGCUGUGUGAUCUCGAGGACCCUGAGCUCCAGGCGAUCAUCAACAACCCGCAAUGGCAUAAGACCAAGCCAAACAUGAAGAGUGGCUUCUUCGAGGCGGAGAUGUUCCGCCGUCUCCGGGAUUGUCUCACCCAGAUGAUCAAGGAUACAGUGCUUGAAGUCAACGCAAGUAAAUCGUUGCAAGAUGAUUCUAGUCAGGGCUCCACACCUUCAACGUCAGCAUCCACUCCUGAGAUGCAGGAGAACAGAGAGAAGGAUGAUGAAGAGGGGACUGCAGCAGGGGAAGGCGAGAAAGAUGAUGGAGAAGAUGAGGAAGGAUUGGAUGAUGGAGGAAUAGAUGAUAAUGAUGAUGCAGAAGAGAUGGAGGACGAGAGCAUCCUGUGUGAUGAAGCCGGUGGAGCAGAGGACGCGACAGGGAUGGAGAAAGACGACAAGGAAGUCAAUGAAGAAGUCGACAGUGAGAAUGAAAUGGCAAUGGAGAUGUUAGAAUUUUUCGAUCCCAGUAUGUUACCAAGUUGAUGAAGACUGGAGAUAGGCGAAGGGUCAGGAGGAAGGAUGUUUACGUUGUUAACGGCUGAAAAGUCACCAAUGUGAAGGUCAUGACAAGGAGAGGGGUGGUGAGAAUAAAUGGCCAUGGAAAUGUUUGAAUGUACGGAUAGCAGUAUGCUAUCAAGUUGGUCAAGACUGGCGAUAGGCAAAAGGUUAUGAGGAAGGAUGUAUACGAUGUUAACAUCUAAAAAAAGCACCAAUGUGAAGGUCAUGAUGAGAAGGGUGAGAAGAGUAAAAAUCGCCAUGGAAAUUUAUGAUUGAAUUCGUGGAUAAUAUUAUAUUACCCAACAGAUAAAGACUGAUGAGAGGAAAAAGAUUAUGAGAACCAGAAGAUGUUAACAGAUGGGAGGUUCUGCUACCCUGUUCGGCGUACAACAAUUCAAGGGGUAGAGCUAUGUAGAUCCGGCGCUGCACGGUGGCUGUCUGGCCCACGAUCAACUGGGCAAAAAGAAUUUUCAGAGUAACUCUAUUUCAGAUCUAAUUUCAAACAUUAAAAUAUGGAUUUUUCUUUUAGUUUAUUCACCAUCAACCUCAAAAAACAUGAGUAUCCAUGUUAAGAGAAGGAGGAGAGACAUGGUGAAAACAAAAUGGCUAGGGAUGAUGGAAAUGUUGGGAUUCACCAAGAGCAGUAAGCUAACCAGCUGAUAACUGAUGAAAGGCAAAAUAUUCUGAGAGAGGUUUGAGAGUUGUAAACAUCAAAAUAUGUGAACCUCAUGAUUUGGGGAGGAAAAAAAAAAUGGCCAUGGAGACGUUGGAAUUCAUCAACAUGAUAUUGCCUAUUCUGCGUAUGGAUACUAAUGCUAGGUUAGAAUUUAGGAAGAGAGCUGUAUUCAUUGAGCUAUGUUACAAAAAUGACAGUGAGAACAAAUAACUCCUUGGAAAUGUUGUUAUUCAUGUAUAGUGGUAUACAUGAGAGUCUGCACAUAUUGACCUUUCGUGAUUCGAAUAAUCAUUUUUCGAGGAAGAAGUAUGUAAAGCAUGUAUAAUUUACAUCUUUUAAAUGAGAUUUUGUCAAAGUCGAAAUAGAUUUCUGUUCCGAGAGAUUGACAUUUGUAGUUUUUAUUGGACUACCCAUAGCUUGUAAAAGUUGAUGGGCCAGGAGGUGCAAUAGCUCAGUCGUUAGAGCGGGGGUAUCGGAUUCUGGUGACCCGGGUUCGAUUCCCACUUGGUUCAAGUCAUUUAUCCGUAUUGCCCGGUCCCUCAGAGAGGACUUUGUGCAGUCAGUCCUCUGGUUGCUUGCUUAUAAGCAUUCCUGCUUUCUUAGCAA